Molecule: messenger RNA, 1806 nt
Organism: Fonticula alba
Lineage: Eukaryota; Rotosphaerida; Fonticulaceae
Exons: 7
Coding region: 1-1806 (601 amino acids)
Molecular function (GO): NAD+ binding
Source: RefSeq, a predicted model, not a curated record
AUGGAGGCCAACUCCCACGCUCCGGACAGCUGCACCGUCACCACCGCCGCCUCCGCCGCCGCCACCACCGAUCCUCCCGCGGCCCCUCCCGCCCUGGGCGAUCCUCAAGCCGAGCUGUCGGCCGCCUCGCAAGAGCGCCUCCCCGUCGAGUCCUUUUCCCAGCCCCCGAGCAAGCGCCCCCGGGCCGAUCCCGCCGGAACGCCGGACCCCACCGACCCCCCAGCCAUGCCCCCCCCGCAGCAUCACUCCCAGAGCGAGGAUGAGGACACCCUGAGCCGGCAGCAGGCCGAUCUCCUUUCCUCCAUCGAGGCCGAGCUGACCACCAAAUCCUUCAAUGCUUGGUUCUACUCCCUCUUCGAGAACGACAGGGCCAAUCUCCGGCACAUGGUUCAGACCUUCAAGCUCCCCCAGGCCAUCGUCGCCAUUCCCCCGAGCAGCAUCUACUCCUACUUCCGCUCGCUGAUCGUGGAUAUCAUCCCCCGGCGCCCGUCCGUCGUGGCUGUGCCCGACCUGGAUGCCGUGGUGGACAUCAUCCGCCGGGCUCGGCGCAUUUGCGUCCUCACCGGGGCCGGGAUUUCCGUCAGCUCCGGCAUCCCGGACUUCCGGAGCUCCGGUGGCGUGUACAGCCUGGUGGGAGACCGCUAUCCGGACCUCCCGACCCCGGAGGCCAUUUUCGACCUGAACUACUUCCGCACCAACCCCGGGCCAUUCUUCGCCUUCGCGUCGGAAAUGUUCCCCGGCAUGACCAAGUACCAUCCCACCCCGACGCACUACUUCAUCCGACUGCUGCAGGACCACGGCCAACUUGAGCGCAACUACGCCCAGAACAUCGACGGUCUGGAGCUCGAGGCCGGCAUCACCAAGCUCGUCCAGUGUCAUGGCUCCUUUGCCACGGCCACCUGCCAGCUGUGUGCGCGGAAGUACCAAGCCGAUGACAUCCGCGAGGCUGUCAUGGCUCACAUCAUCCCCCGGUGCGAAUGCGACCCCGAGAACAGUGUCAUCAAGCCUGACAUCAUUUUCUUCUCCGAGAGCCUGCCGUCCACUUUCGACGACGCCAUCAACCAGGACUCCGAUCACAUUGAUGCCAUGAUUGUCAUCGGCACCUCGCUGCAGGUGUCUCCAGUGUCUCUGGUUCCCUCCCUCCUCCCGCGCGGUGUCCCCCGGAUCCUGAUCAACCGUGAGUUGGUCUCCACGGCUACCUUCGAUGCCGAGAUCCUGGGCGAUUGUGACAAGGUCAUCGUCGAGCUCUGCCGUCGCCUUGGCUGGCUGGACAAGCUGAAGGCCCUUUGUGCGGCCGAUGGCACCAAUCUCGACAAGGUUAUGAUCAACUCCGAGACCGACAUCGACACCAUCAAGCCCGGCCUCUUCCGCUUUGUCCACCGGUCGGCCGGCGAAGCCGAGCCAACCGGGCCGCUGCCUCGCGUGUCUCGCCGGGCACACUACAGCUCCUCCUCGGAAGAUGAGGACCAGGGUGAGGAGGACAACUACUCGGACGACGAGGGCCUCGGGUCGGACGAGCUGGCCGGUCUUGGAGCCGGCAGCGCUGACGAGGGCAGCGACGACGGCGACGACGAUGACGCCAUGAACGCCUAUCUGGCCAUGCGCCGGCAGCAGCUGGAGGCCGAGCGCGCCGCCGCCGCCACUGUGACCGCCUCCUCCCUCAGUCAGCCGGUGGAUGAUGAGGAGGGUGAUGAUGAGGACGAUGAAGAGGGCGAGGACUAUGAUGCGGUGCUCUCUUCGCACAAGGCUCGCGCGGCGCUGGACUCCGUGGCCGCCGAGCUGGCCGAUGCCACCUCCAGUCAAUGA